AUGCUGCUGACCUUUGCCUGGGGGCAGGAGAAGGCAGAACUGGCUUUUGGUGAACAGGCACUGCUGCACAAUGCUCACUUUAUUCUUGAUCGCGGCGAACGCGUUGCGCUGAUCGGUCGUAAUGGUUCCGGAAAAUCUACUUUGCUGAAAGUGAUCAAUGGAGAGGUUGGCCUCGACGAUGGCGAGUUACGCAUGGCACCGGGGAUACGCAUUGCCUAUUUACAGCAGGAAGUACCUGAAGCGGCGGACCUUUCACUCUUUGACGUUAUUGCACAGGGUCUGGACCCGUCCGACGCUGAUGCACAAAGCUGGCAAACCGACUACAAAGUAGAGCGAAUUCUCGACCUCCUCAAGCUACCACGCGAUCAGACUAUGGGUGAGAGCUCCGGUGGCAUCCGUCGUCGCGCAAUGCUGGGACAGGCGUUGGUCAGCGAACCUGACCUGUUGCUGUUGGAUGAGCCGACGAACCAUCUUGAUAUUGAAUCUAUUGAAACCCUGCAAGCUCAUAUUCUGGCGGCAGACACCACCAUGAUACUGAUCAGCCAUGACCGCGCCAUGAUCGAUGAUGUUGCUACCCGUAUCGUUGAACUGGAACGCGGCAGCCUGACAAGCUAUCCAGGCAACUAUGCCGACUAUCUGGUCGGACGGGCAAAAGCUGAAGCUGAAGAAGCCGACGCUAACCGAAAAUUUGACCAGCACUUGGCCAAUGAAGAGGUCUGGAUCAGACAGGGUAUCAAGGCGCGGCGUACGCGCAACGAAGGUCGCGUAAGACGCCUUGAAGCUUUGCGGCAAACACGACAGCAGCGUGUCAGCAAACAAGGCAACGCCAAACUCAAAAUCGACAGCGGGGAAAAAUCCGGGCAAAUUGUUGCCGUGUUGGAAAACGUCAGUUUUGGUUACGACAAACCCCUCAUUCGAAAUUUUUCGACCCGCAUUACCCGUGGUGACCGCGUUGCCAUCAUUGGCCCUAACGGCUCUGGCAAAAGUACUCUUUUGGGUUUACUGCUGGGCGAUCUGCAACCACAGCAAGGCACGGUUGAACGCGGCACCAAGCUCCAGGUUGCAUUUUUCGACCAGCAGCGCAGCGUUUUGAACAUGCAGGAAACCGUGCGCAACAAUGUCAGCCCUGGCUCUGACCACGUCACCGUUGGCAAAAACACCAAACACAUCGUCGGCUACCUGGCUGAUUUUCUUUUCCCCUCCAGCUACCUGAACAUGCCUGUAGCAAAACUCUCCGGUGGAGAAAAGAACCGCUUGCUGAUGGCCAAACUGUUCGCGCAACCCGCCAACCUGCUGGUACUUGACGAGCCAACAAACGAUCUGGACAUGGAAACACUCGAGUUAUUCGAAGAACUGCUGGCUGACUACGAUGGCACGGUUCUGCUGGUAAGCCAUGAUAGAAAAUUCAUCGAUGCUGUCGCUACCAGCGUCAUCGCCUUCGAAGACGACAACGUUGCCGAAUACGUAGGCGGAUACAGCGACUGGCAACGCCAACGCAAAACCACAACGCAAAAAAAGGAACAAAACAAGCCUAGCGACACAACAAGCAGCGCUGACAAGACUGCCCGCCGGCCGACAAAGCUAAGCUACAAGGAUCAACGCGAACUGGAUCGCCUGCCGGAAACCAUUGAAAAGUUAGAGCUUCGACAACAACAGCUACAGGAUCAGGUCGUUGCCGCUGAUUUUUAUCAGGGCGACAGCGACCAGGUCAAAGCAGUGCUGGCUGAUCUGGCAGAUGCAGAAGCCGCUGUUGAAGCCGCCUACCUGCGGUGGGAAACCCUCAGCGAGCAAUCCGUCGCGUUGGGGCUUGUCACCUGCGGACUGUUUUUAUCAACGCCUGCGCUGGCUCAGUGCGAUGUAAACGAGGUGGGUUACGUUGCCUCUUUCACGGUUAAACCCGGCAGCGAAACUGGAUUUGAAACGGCAAUCACCGCGCUGGCGGAUGCCGUCAACCGGGUGGAAGAAGGUGUACUGCUUUAUGCACCGUACCGCGGCCCCGAGGGCAAAUACUUCAUGAUGGAACGUUAUGUCGAUGAAGAUGCUCGAGCAGCACACGGUAAGCACCCUGAAGUCACCGCUUUAUUCCCCGCUCUGGGAGAAUUUCUGGCAGCGCCACCAGCUGUUGACCCGGUCAGAUUUUGUUUGUCACAGCAUAAGCCGCUGAACAUGUUCAAGCUGGCAUCUUACGGUGCCCCGUCGAUGCCUUUGUCGAUGGUCUCCUUGCCGCUUGCCGUUUAUCUCACACCUGUUUAUGCAGAUUCAGCCGGAUUUGGUUUGAGCCUGGGUUUUGUGGGUUUGAUGCUGGCUCUGUCACGGGUAUUUGAUGGCAUCACAGACCCGAUGGUCGGAUUCUAUUCUGAUCGUAUACGCACACGCUGGGGGCGUCGUAAACCCUUCAUUCUUAUUGGCACGCCCAUUUUUAUAGCCGGCGUCUGGCUGCUGUGGAUCCCUCCCUUUGAGUUCAGCGAGAUCACUGUGCUGGGUUUCACUAUGAACUCUGGUUAUCCCUAUCUGCUUGGGGUGCUGGUGCUCAUGUACGUUGGGGCCACGAUCAAAGAUGUCCCCUACUCAGCCUGGGGAGCCGAGCUUGCCCAGGACUACAAUGAACGCACUCUGGUGAUGAGCUGGAAAGAGGCUUUCACCGUGACCGGCUCUUUAAUUGGCGCUAUGACGCCAGCCAUCAUCGUUUUCUGGGGGUACACUAAACCUACCGACAACGUCUAUUUUCUGACCAUCGCCCUAGCCAUUGUCAUGCCUUUCCUGGUACUGAAUAUGCUGAUGGUUGUACCAGAGUAUCCGGCACGGGAAACCACCAAACGUCGGCUACCCAUCCGCGAAAGCUUUCGUUACGUCUGGGCCAACGAGCCGUACCGCAAGCUUGUGAUCAUCUUCCUUUUCUCAACGAUUGGUUCAGCUAUGACCAAUUCGUUAAGUUUCUUCUUUGUUAAACAUGUGUUGCUGGCGGGAGAUCUGUACGGAUUUUAUCUUGCGCCCUACUUCAUCUCACAGAUUGUAGCGAUACCUCUUUGGUUCAAACUGUCCGCUAAGAUAGGUAAACAUCGGGCCACCAUGGUGGCGAUCUUCUGGUAUGCCUUGUGGUCCUGUUUCAUCCCGUUGAUUGCGAUUGCACCUCAGGGCUGGUUUGACGCCUUCGAGCUCGGCAAGAUUCUGUCUUUUCUACCUGACAGCUGGCUUUCGGGUAUGCAGAGCCAGUUCGAGGGUAUUCCCACCGGCAAAUUUGCCUUCUUCAUCGGAGUGAUGAUUCUGAAAGGCAGUUCUAUCGGCGCAUUAAGCGCACUGCCUUAUGCCAUGGCUGCAGAUGUCAUUGACCUCGACAGCGCGCAAACCGGCAAAAGCCAGGGCGGCGCAUACUUCUCUAUCUGGACAAUGACCCGCAAACUGGCAUACGCGCUGGGCCUGGUUGUUGGUACAACUACGGCAACCAUCGUUGGUUUCAAUUCGCUGGCAGACCCCAUCGCAGAUCCAAAUUCCUGGUAUUCAUUGUUGUGGCUGGCCUGUUUGUAUUCGAUUGUUCCAGCAAUUUUUAAAUUUGUCGCUGUGCCGAUCUUGUGGAGCUACCCCCUUACUGAAGCCCGACUCCGGGAGAUUCAGCGGGAGAUCGCCGCUAAGACAAUAAAAGAAACCUGA
Molecule: messenger RNA, 3648 nt
Organism: Symbiodinium necroappetens
Lineage: Eukaryota; Dinophyceae; Suessiales; Symbiodiniaceae
Source: the annotation of a GenBank genome assembly